This is a messenger RNA of Indicator indicator, 663 nucleotides long. It is a transcript of the gene EPDR1, whose product is annotated as ependymin related 1. Gene Ontology annotation, biological process: cell-matrix adhesion. Gene Ontology annotation, molecular function: calcium ion binding. Bases 1 to 663 code for a protein of 220 amino acids. The record is from RefSeq and is a predicted model, not a curated record. The transcript is spliced from 3 exons. Lineage: Eukaryota; Metazoa; Chordata; Aves; Piciformes; Indicatoridae. Gene Ontology annotation, cellular component: lysosome; extracellular region.
AUGGCGCGGGCGGCGGGCGGGCUGUGGUGCCCGAGGCCGGGGCUGCGGCUGGGGCUGCUGCUGCUGCUGCUGCUGCUGCUGCUGCUGGCCGGCGGGGCGGCAGCGGGAGCCGAGCCGUGCCAGGCACCGCGGCAGUGGGAAGGACGCACUGUGUUCUAUGACCACAGCACGGGCCGCAACACCCGCGCCCUCGUCUCCUACGACGGCCCCAACCAGCGCCUCCGCAUCCUGGAGGAAAGGAAGGCCCUCAUUCCCUGCAAGAAAUUCUUUGAAUACAUUUUGCUCUACAAAGAUGAAGUGAUGUUUCAGAUUGAACAAGUCACAAAGCUCUGCUCAAAGACUGCUCUGACAGAGCCAUGGGAUCCAUACAAUAUUCCUGCCAAUUCAACUUAUGAAGAUCAAUACUACAUUGGGGGACCUGGAGAUCAAAUCAUGGUACAGGAAUGGUCUGACAGAAAACCAGCCAGGAAAUUGGAGUCCUGGGUGGGUGUUUACACAGUCAAGGACUGCUACCCAGUACAGGAGACCUACACGAAGAACUCCAGCGUGACCACCUCCACUCGCUUCUUUGACUUGCAGCUGGGCAUUGCUGACCCCUCCAUCUUCACCCCACCCAGCACCUGCCAGACAGCCCAGCUGAGGAGGAUGGAAGAUGAAUGCUGA